Salvelinus sp. IW2-2015 is the source of this 1462-nucleotide messenger RNA. The record is from RefSeq and is a predicted model, not a curated record. NCBI's taxonomy places the organism in Eukaryota, Metazoa, Chordata, Actinopteri, Salmoniformes, Salmonidae.
UCCUCCACUAGAGAGAGGCAGCAGCGUUGUGCUUGGGAGAGGACUAUGACUCCAGCAUGGUCUCCUGCCUGCUGAUGAACCAGAUGAUGCCCCAGCUGAGGGGGGUGAUGCCUCGGAGCUGCCCACGUGCCUGCUGUGUGUGUGUCUGACCGGCUCUGUGUACUGUGAGGAGGUCGUUCCAGAGAUGACUGCUGUGCCCACCCUGCCCAAGGAGACCGCCUACCUCUACGCCCGUUAUAACAAGAUCAACAAGAUCACCAAUAAAGACUUCGCAGAAAUCGUGACUCUGAAGAGAAUCGACCUGACGGGGAACCUGAUCUCGGAGAUCCAGGACGGAGCGUUCUCCAAGCUUACCCUGUUGGAGGAACUCAAUUUGGCUGAGAACCAACUGGUCAAGUUACCCAUGCUGCCCGGCAAGCUCACCACCUUCAACGCCAACCACAACCGGCUCAAAACCAAAGGGGUCAAGGCCAACGCCUUCAAGAAACUGAGGCAGCUGGUUAACCUGUUCCUCGGAGACAAUGAGCUGGAAGCCGUGCCAGUGAUCCCUGAGAGCGUCCGCAUUAUUCACCUACAGAACAACAACAUCACUGAUGUCACCUCCGACACGUUCUGUAACGGCAACAACACGUACUACGUCAGACCCAACCUGAUGGAGGUGAGGUUGGAUGGGAACCCAGUGCUGCUGUCCAAGUCGCCCGACAGCUUCACCUGCCUCAACUCUCUUCCCGUCGGAAAGUACCGCUAAACACAAGACUCCCUGGGGAGAAAGGUCUUCUGUAAGGUUGCAAAAUUUCGGUAACUUUUCCAAAAUUCCCAGGUUUUCCAUAAAUCCUACUUGGAGGUGUCCUGGAAUCAGGAGGGAAUACGGAAUACUCCAAACAGGAUUUCUGUAUAACUAGGGGAUUUAGGGAAGAGUUUUCCGGCGUUAAUGGACUUCCUGGUUAUAUAACGUUACAGUAGUAAAACAGACAGCUUCUACAGGGCUUUCAGCCAGCCAGACACGUUCUGGAUAGAUUCAAUUCCCUAUUCUACUUGACGAAGACAAGACCAUCUGAUAUGACUGGUCGUCUACACCAUGCAUUCCAUUUCUGUCUGAACGUUUCUUCUGUAAAAAUUGUACCCAGGUCUUUCUCAGUGUCUUUCAGAAGGCUAGUGGAUUGGGACUGAAAACGUUAGCAUGUUCACUUUAGCAUGCUACGUCAGGCUUCCUCUCUGUGUUGUUUCUGAUUUAAUUUCCUUUACCUUUUAGACACGUCUUGAACAUAAACUUGAUGAGCUAAAGGGUCUGAAGCCUUUGUAAAUACAUCUUUUAUUCAACGUCUGCUUCUGCCUAAUGUAUGAAUUAUGACUUCUUCAACAUGUCGAGUCAAGCUUUUGGCUUUCUGAAUUCUGUGAAUUACCUUCAUGUAAACUGGUUCUUAAGUAGAAGUUGACAAUACAUGUAUCUUUGAAAUACGCA